AUGUGUGCUAAGAAAUAUAUUUUUGCUGUUUUUAUUUUGUUGGUGGUGAAUGCAAUUCUUGCGAUGCACAUCACUGAAGAUAAUAUAAAAGGUUCUAAACAAGUGUCUUAUGAAGAAGAAAACUCACUACAAGAUGGUAAUACAUUUGGAUAUAAGAGAAGUCAGUAUGAACCAUCUAACAGAGUCAGGAGACAAAUUUCACCAUCACCAGAUUCUAAAAUGUUGAUCGGCACCUUCCAAGCUAUCAUGCGACCUCUCACUGCUGAUGGAAACAUAUUGGAUAGUUACAAGGUUGAUACACAAAAUACUACUGACCCCGCCGAAUAA
This is a messenger RNA of Danaus chrysippus (African queen), 327 nucleotides long. NCBI's taxonomy places the organism in Eukaryota, Metazoa, Arthropoda, Insecta, Lepidoptera, Nymphalidae. The record is from the annotation of a GenBank genome assembly.